UUGUGGGAUCUGAUGCUAGCCAACACGAACGCUGAUUCAGACUCCAAAUUGAAACGUAAAAUCGAAUCCUUCUUUCUCCCUAUUUUAAUCGAUUACUCUCCCCCAAAUUUUUUAAACACUCUUCCAUUUCAUUCCACGAAUCAACCAUGUCUCAGACCGUCGUUCUCAAGGUUGCCAUGUCAUGUGGAGGCUGUGCUGGUGCCGUGAAGAGGGUUCUCACCAACAUGGAAGGGGUGGAAACUUUUGACAUUGAUCUGGAGCACAAAAAGGUUACAGUGAAAGGAAACGUGGAGCCAGAUCUAGUUUUUCAAACAGUUUCCAAGACAGGGAAGAAGACGGAGUUUUGGCCAACAGAAGAAGCGUCGUCAUGUUGUGGAGGGAAGAAAUCAGAGGAGGCUGUUGUUGCUGCACCAUCUAGUGAAGCCGGAGAAACGGUGGACCCUGUCCCUGUGGCGGCAACACCAUCUUGUGUCGCCGGAAAACCAGUUAGUGAAGCUGCAAAACCGGUGGAGCCUGUUAUUGCACCAUCUGCUGAGGUGGAGAAACCGGUGGAACCGGUUGAAAAGCCGGUUGAACCUGUUGUUGUUUGAUCUUUUUUAUAAGUGUUUGGGGGUGUUGUUGGUUUUAAUAUGUUCGUAGUUGUGUGGGUUGUUUGUGUAAGUUUGAAGCUUGUUAUUGUAAAAUUUAGCCAUUGGAAUAAAUCUUGGCAUUACAAUAAAUAAAGAACAUGAUGGCAUGUGAUAAUAUCGAUAAAAUAAAAGGAUAAUGACUUGAGAGGGUAA
This is a messenger RNA of Lactuca sativa (garden lettuce), 782 nucleotides long. RefSeq lists its product as uncharacterized. The record is from RefSeq and is a predicted model, not a curated record. Gene Ontology annotation, molecular function: metal ion binding. Lineage: Eukaryota; Viridiplantae; Streptophyta; Magnoliopsida; Asterales; Asteraceae.